CCAGACAAAAGAGAGGACAUGGGUGGGAUUUAAAUGGGAGGGGAUCAGCUGUCUGAAGAAUGGGUGGCAUUGUCGAUUUCAACGCCUCUCAUCAAAUGAUGCAUUCUUUUGGAAAAUUAUCACAAUCCGUCACUGAAUCGUGUAGAUUGUCUUGUAUGUUUUUGCAAUAGAAAUAUGCCGAUUGUGUUCAAACACUGAGCUCGCAGCGCAUCCACCGAGUGUCGGCUCACUCGCAUGGAAAGCAGAGACGACCCCCAACCCCCCUAUCUGAUCAAAUGUAUCGAGCUUUUUGUUAUAUUCUCUAGUGCGAUUUGUUCACUGCCUGCUCAGAUGCCUCAUGCAGUUUCUUACCAUGAUAAUGUGACAUUUAGUAUAUUUUAUCAGUCAACACCAGCACAUACACAAAUAGGCUACUAUGCAGAAUCUAGGCCAGGAUCACUGUACAUAGAGGAUUAAAUUAUUGUGACUUUAAAGGGUAAACCCACUUUUUCUAAUGUUUUUCUCUCCACCCCCUCCUCCCUCUGUCUAUAUGUGUGUGUGUGUAUGCCUUUAUCACAUGGCAUUCAGCCAGAAAUCCUCCUUGGAUUUAAAAAACACAAUGAGUGGACACAGUUUGUUGUGCUCAGGAUUUCACCAUUAGUCUCCAUAUAUAACCCAUCAAAAAGUAACAGAGAGUCAGAGUUUAUUUGGUCAGGUGAGAGUAUGGCCCAGGUAGAGGAGCCUCAAACUGAAGGAGAGGGAAGCCCUCAGAUGAUCUCCUUAAGAUCAGACAUAUCAGGGAACCAUGUCGACGAUGGAGAAGUUGGACCCUCCAUCAGGAGGAAGAGGAGGAAGAAGAAAGACCCGCGCCCGGAGUCCAUUAUUGUUUACCGCUCUGAAACGGAGAGGGCGCCGGGAGAGGAGCAGGGUGGUGAGGAGGGUGCAGAGAGGAGCGCUGAGGAGGGAGCUAAAUUCCUCUGCACACCCACAGGAGAAGGUGGAGGCUGGAACCUUCCUCCAGACAGCCGCUACGUGACUCUGACAGGCACCAUCACCCGGGGCAAGAAGAAGGGUCAGGUGGUGGACAUACACGUCACUUUGACAGAGAAGGAACUCAGAGACCUGGCCAGGUCAAAGGAACGUCUUGAUGCAGAGUGUGAGGCAGGGGAGGGCUAUAAGCGCCCCUGCGGCUUCGGUGUGUGCCAGGGACCCCACGUUGUCCUGUGGAGCAUCUCCUGUUUCCCUGUGGUUUUCCUCCUCUCCUUCAUCACCUCCUUCUACUACGGCACACUCACCUGGUACAAUGUCUUCCUGGUUUACAAUGAGGAGCGGACGUUCUGGCACAAGAUUACGAUAUGCCCCUUCCUCAUCAUCUUCUACCCCAUGCUCAUCAUGCCCAUGGCGCUGUCUCUGGCGCUGUACUCGGCUGUGGUGCAGGUGUCAUGGGCCUUCAGCGAGUGGUGGCAGGCGGUGAGAGACUUGGAGAAAGGCUUCUGUGGCUGGGCCUGUGGGAAGCUGGGUCUGGAAGACUGUUCCCCCUACAGCAUAGUGGAGCUGCUUGAUUCUGAUACAGUUUCUGGCACUCUGCAGAGCAAAGCCCCCAGUGAACACGCCCAGACAUCAUCGGUGUGAAGUAGGGUGACACUGAGGUCUUGUGAUGUAGGCCUUGAGUCGAAGGAGUGGUGAUAUGACAAACAAAUGCAAGUCAUGUCACAGGAGAAUAUUUUAAAGCUGCAUCACUGUACAUUUUUCUGAAAAUGACAACUUGUCAAACACUGCCUGAACUGUCCUUGAAAUGCUGAACUAUUACUACAAACAUUGUAAACCAUUGUUGGAUUCAAAUUAUGCCUCUGCGCAUGGGAGUAGUGAAGUUGGGUCAUUUUUUUUGCAACUUACAGGUUUUUUUUAUGGUUGUCACAGCUCCCCUCAGACCACUAAAUGACCACCAAUAAUUAUGGAACUGCACUCCUACUCAAACACCUUUUGAUACAUACAGGCCUUGAUUCCUAAGGUUUGGAUAAACUAACAGUGGACACUGAUAACACACAUUACUGGAGUUUCACUUCAUCUGUAAAUAUCUGUAACUAAAUGUGAUCACUGAUCAUCAGAAGUAGCGUUCUUUUCAAAGGCAUCACUGUCUUGUAUAUGAAGUCAUCACAAUCACCCAAUGAAGUUAUACAAAGCCUACACAAAGGGUUCACCUCAUAUGUGUCCCAUUAAAGGGGGUUAAUGCUUAUGCAAACAAGUUUUUGUAUUUGUAAUUAAUUUGUGUAAUUAAUAAGUGUCAAAAAAGCCAAUAAAACAUGAAAACUUCCACGGAGAGGUGAAUACUUUUUGUAGGCACUGUAUUUGAGCAGAGGCUGGAUUACCAACUGCACCAUGGCACCAGACACACAACUGCCCCAGAGAUGCCCUUUUUUAAACUGUGUGCCAAUUAGUUUGUGGAAAUGUAUGUAAACUGCAAAUUUUAUUGGGAAUUAAGCUCAAUAUCAGCUGAAACAAAAGGCACCUUAAGGUCGGUAAUGUCUUGUGGAGAGGCUCUGUGUCAACAUCAGGUUUUUAAAUACCUUUAUUAUUCCAGAUAAUAUUGAGCUCACAUGGUGCAUAUUCAUAAAUAGAUUUGUGUUUCAUCAAAUCACCAAAAACAAACCGAAGCACAGAAGAUUUAGGUGCUAGGAAGAAUCCCAGCAUUAGAGCACUUGUUGGUUUCUGGGCCUCUACGGUAAAUACAAGCUGUCAUGUGUAGUCUCCUGCGUGCUCCGUACUUGAUGGGUACUUGGAAGCGACAUGGGAGAGGAAGGGUGGUCAGCCCACAGCUAUUUUUUUGCCUAUAUGGCCCCACGAGCAGGUUAAUCCAGCCAUGAUUUAAGCCAUAGUCAGUACAAGCUGACAAAUGUCAAGUUCUCAUUUGUUUAUGGCACUAUCAACACAGAUGUCUUUGAUAUUAACUACACAUCUUCACAAUCUUGGUACACACAGGAGUAAAAUGAAGUUUUCUGUAAUUUUCCACCUGAGAAUUCCUGUUACAUUUUCCAUACAGUCAUAUGUUUAAUGUUGAUUUAAUUUAUUUUUAAUAUUUAAGUCUGCAUCUGAAAUUGUUGUAGCUAGGUGUUUUAUACUCUGGCACUUUGAAGUAAAUGUAUUACAAACAGUUAUUAUUAACUGCUUGAAAUACAUAGCUGAUGUGGUUGAUGAGGUUUACAGAUUAGAUGGUUUAAAUAUUUGGUGAUUGAAAUAUUUAUGGCUGGGUAAAGUAAUUCAGUUAUAUUUUCAUAAAGGCAUGGCUCUGUGGUUGUGAAUUAUGUCUGUAUGGGACAUUUUCUUGCAUUCCACAUUACAUGUUGUGAACCUACAGUAAAUACAGGCAAAGUAAAGGAAUACACAAAUGAA
This is a messenger RNA of Thunnus maccoyii (southern bluefin tuna), 3369 nucleotides long. RefSeq names its product transmembrane protein 169b (gene tmem169b). Bases 544 to 1611 code for a protein of 355 amino acids. Lineage: Eukaryota; Metazoa; Chordata; Actinopteri; Scombriformes; Scombridae. The transcript has 2 exons. The record is from RefSeq and is a predicted model, not a curated record.